Messenger RNA from Colletotrichum higginsianum IMI 349063, 819 nucleotides. Its product is annotated as Tat pathway signal sequence. The transcript has 3 exons. The record is from RefSeq and is a predicted model, not a curated record. NCBI's taxonomy places the organism in Eukaryota, Fungi, Ascomycota, Sordariomycetes, Glomerellales, Glomerellaceae. Gene Ontology annotation, biological process: mycotoxin biosynthetic process. The coding region runs from base 1 to 819 and encodes 272 amino acids.
AUGAUGCUUUCAAAGGGGUAUUCACUUUUGAAGGUCAAAAGUGAGAUGGAAUUAGACCCCGAAGCUGAAGAACCGGCUAUCAUACCAAAGUCUCGGAUGGCAAGUUUUCAGUUCAACUUAGCUGGUCUAGCUUGUCGCUCCACAUGUUUCGUUUUGUUUAUUACUGGGGUGGUAAUAAUAGUAUCAACCUUAGGAUGGACCCCAUCAGACAGAUAUUGUGCUGCGCAGCUUAGCAUUUGGUCUCCGUUACUGGAAGCAGUUGAGUACGAGGAGCGUGACUGGGAAAAUACCUAUAUCAUAGGAGAUUCAGGCUUUACUGGCCCUCCAACAGCAGAAUUAGAAGCUAAGUGGAUAAAUGUCAGCCAAGUCCCUGCUCUCGUAAUUCCACCUGAGCGUGUUUCUUCCCUUAAUAGAAACUUCGAACAAGGCUUUGUUCCAGUAUCGUCAAGCUCCCCUUCUUCAGGCUACAUCGCUGGGAUUGAGGUAUUUCAUCACCUCCAUUGCCUCAAUGCGCUGCGGCAAUACGUGUGGCGGGAUUCAUAUCCGGAGGACAUGGUCCCGGACCUACUCAAGUCGAUGGAAGGCGCCCGGAAACAUGCACAACAUUGUAUUGAAACGCUUCGUCAGGCUCUUAUGUGCACCAGCGACAUCACCCCGUAUCUUAUUUACAAGACGGAGGACCCCUCUCCUGGGUCGGAGCCAGCUAGAGAGGAUUUCCAAGCGUCCCACAAAUGUAGGAAAUUUCCCAAACUAUUGGAAUGGGUGAUGGACAAUGGGAUUCCGCUUUCUGAGUUGACGGCCCUACGCGAGGAUAUGUAG